AUGGCUGGUGGUCUACGCUCGUUAACUGCGCUCGCGUUCUUUGUAAUCAUUUUGCUCUCCGUCAGCGAUGCUAGGAACCACCGGUUGUUGCUCAAGGGCGAGCAGCGGCGGUACUUCAGUGUUACCACGUUUGGCUUCCUGGUUGGCGGGCAGCUCAACAUUGAGGUUGAGGCAUUGUCAUUCAUGCCAAGCACUAACAGGGUGGGCUUCAGCUUGACAAGGACACCCACUGACAGUGUCAACCCAUAUCCUGAUGGCCGUAUUGAAGGCUGCCCACUGGAUGAAGUCAAGGAGGACAUGUACGUGCUCACGCUUGCAUUGGACACAUCUGGAAACAGAGAACGCCUGGUGCUGCGUUGCAACCGCAACUUCAGUGACCUUCCAGUGAGUCAUCAGGACAACUGGCGGCCACAGCCGCGCACGGUGCGGCAGACAAGUGCUGUGCAGCAGCUGUUUCGUGCACGUCGGGAUGCUGAUGUCAGUAGGACAGGGUCGGGAACAGUGGCAACUUCGCCCAAAGCUGCCGAUCCAACCGUAGCUACGACCCUGGUUGAGCCAACGAAGAAAGCGAUUGCCAUGCUGCCCUCAAAGAAGACAACCGUGGGUCGUUGUGCUGGCACGAAUUUACCCGUACACAAGGACAUAGUAGAUGGCGUGGCUGUCUAUAGCUUCCAAUUUGGUGUAAGCAUCGACCGAGAAGCCCACGAAGGACUCUACAGCCUCUAUUUCCACAACUGCCUGGUUGGUCCCCUGGGAUUCCUCAACAACUCUGCAAAUAUCUCGGUGUCCAUCUCGGAGCACAACGAUGGCAGCUUUCUGUCGGCUGGGGAGAUCCCUCUGCCACAAGUCUACUUCCUCAUGGCCAUGGUAUUCUUCACCGUUGGCUGCUACUGGAUCUACCUGCUCCGCCAGAGGAGGCAAGAAGCCUACAAGAUUCACUUUCUGAUGGGUCUUCUCGUCUUUGUCAAGUCAUGUUCCCUACUGCUGCAUGGGAUCAACUACCACUUCAUCUCCAAGGAUGGUUCACCCAUUGAAGCCUGGGCUGUGCUCUUCUAUAUCACCCACCUACUGAAGGGUGCCCUCCUGUUCAUCACAAUAGUGCUGAUUGGAACGGGCUGGGCCUUCAUCAAGCACAUUCUCAGUGACAAAGAUAAGAAGAUCUUCAUGAUUGUCAUCCCUCUUCAGCUGCUGGCCAACGUGGCCCAGAUCAUCAUGGAGGAGAGUGAGGAGGGUGAAUCCCAGCACACCACAUGGCGAGAGGUGUUCAUUCUCGUGGACCUCCUGUGCUGUGGAGCCAUUCUCUUCCCAGUCGUCUGGUCUAUUAGGCAUCUCCAGGAAGCAUCACAAACAGAUGGCAAGGCAGCAAUCAACCUGGAGAAGCUGAAACUGUUCCGACACUUUUAUGUCAUGAUUGUGUGCUACAUCUACUUCACCAGGAUAAUUGUGUUUCUGCUGAAGAUCACAGUGCCCUUCCGGUAUGAAUGGCUGGACGAGUUGUUCCGCGAGGGGGCCACGCUCAUCUUCUUUGUGCUGACCGGCUACAAGUUCCGGCCCACACAGUCCAACCCCUACUUCCGCCUCUCCCAGGAUGACGAGGAGGAAAUGGAGGAAGUGCUGACUCAAACUGGGCUGACAGAGAAUGUUUCCAAAACACUGCGCAACCGAGACAUCCAUGACGAGAAGAACACAACAGCCAGCAAACGCGAGAGCAGCCAUGAGUAUGACUGAUGCCCUGGUAUGACAGGCACCCUUAUGAGCACGCCAGGCCAGCCUCUCCCGAUUUGGUGUCCUCGAGCGUGAAGCCAUUUCCUUUUGUUCCUCUUCUCUUGUGGUGUUUCUUCAUAUGUCGCAGCACUUUCAUAGUCUCUGUUGCCUGCCAGAUGCGUUAUUGUUCCUAUUUCUGCUUACUGCUCACACUUGGCAAAAAAAGGAGUCUACGUGAAAAGUUCGGCCAUGUAAGGCACAUUGUAUUCUCCCCUUAUUUUCAGGGUCUUCUUUUUGUUGUUAUCAAUGUUAUUGUUGCCCCUAAGUAUAGUGAAUGUGUGUUUGAUGUUUAUGCACUUACUGCAGUGUUCACAAUAUUUCUCUUCCUAACACUCUUAGACAAGAUUAGCAUAUGCAGAUGAAGUGUCAACGUUACGAAUUCCUAGUUUACAUUGGUGUUGCUAAAGUCUUUCUUUUUGCUCGUUCUCUCAGUGUUUUCCUCGUUUUUUCAUGUCAAUGUCUUGCACUCAUACAGUGCAUGGUAUUAUAAUUUAUGGUGCGAAGAAAAUUG
Rhipicephalus microplus (southern cattle tick) is the source of this 2275-nucleotide messenger RNA. Its product is annotated as protein GPR107. Gene Ontology annotation, biological process: transport. NCBI's taxonomy places the organism in Eukaryota, Metazoa, Arthropoda, Arachnida, Ixodida, Ixodidae. Gene Ontology annotation, cellular component: Golgi apparatus; membrane. The record is from RefSeq and is a predicted model, not a curated record.